GCACGCCCUGAACUGCCACAGAAUGAAGCCGGCCCUGUUCAGCGUCCUCUGUGAAAUCAAGGAAAAAACAGCGCUGGCGGCGCGGGGCCCCCCGGAGGAGGAGCCGCCGGACGCGCAGCUGCUGCGCUUGGACAACAUGCUGAGGGCUGAGGGCGUGGCCGCCGCUCCCCGCCACAAACCCCCCAAAACGGGACAGGAACCCCCCAAAACCGGACCAGAACCCCCCAAAAUGGGACAAGAACCCCCCGAAAUCCCCGAGGAGCCCGCAAAAAUGGCAGAGGAGCACGGAAAAUUGGGAGAAGGAGGCGGAAAUGGGGGUGUGGAGCCCGGGGCGGAGCACUCGGAUUACCGAGCCAAGCUGGCCCAGAUCCGGCACAUCUUCCACGCCGAGCUGGACAAGUACGAGCAGGCGUGCAGCGAGUUCCGGGCGCACGUGCUGACGCUGCUGCGGGAGCAGAGCCGCACGCGGCCGAUCGGGCCCCGCGAGAUCGAGCGCAUGCUGGGGGUGAUCCAGGGCAAGUUCAGCUCCAUCCAGCUGCAGCUCAAGCAGAGCACCUGCGAGGCCCUCAUGGUGCUCAGGGCCAGGUUCCUCGAUGCCAGGAGGAAACGGCGCAAUUUCAGCAAGCAGGCCACCGAGGUGCUGAAUGAAUAUUUUUACUCUCACCUGAGCAAUCCCUACCCCAGCGAGGAGGCCAAGGAGGAGCUGGCGCGCAGGGGCGGCAUCAGCGUCUCCCAGGUGUCCAACUGGUUCGGGAACAAGCGCAUCCGCUACAAGAAGAACAUGGGCCGGUUCCAGGAGGAGGCCGAGGCCUACAGGGGCCGCCAGCGCCCCUCCCCCCCCCCGGCCUCAGCCUCCUCUGGGUCCUUUAAAAUGACAAAUUCUGGGGAUUCUUUCCUGAACCUGAGUUCCUACCAGAGCCCUCCCAGCGUGCAGAACCAGUUGGAUUUCCUGCAGCAGCCAGGGAGGUUUGGGAGCCCUUUGUUCUCCUCCCAGCGCCUCGAGGCCAAUGGCUGCUGGCCGGACGCCGCCACCCCCUCGUCCCUCACCGACCCGGGCAGCGACGCCUCCAAUUAAAGAAUUUGGAAUUCCAAGGACCUUUUUGAGAGGAGAGAGGUCAAUUAACGCUAAUUAAUCACGGGCCGAUAAAAUGAUUGACUUCUAAUUAAUGAAUUAAUUACCUCAGACCACGCCAAUAGAUUGUGAUGGCAGCGACGCCUCUACCUCUCAGUUAUUUAUAUAACUUCAUUUCGCCUCAGAAAAUGCCAUUUUUUUAAGGAAAAACUUUGGAUUUUACACAAAGGACCUGAAGAAGAAGGGAAAAAGAAAGUCUUGGCUUUUUUUUCUCCAGUUUUACAGCGGAAAAAAUGGAUUUAUUUUCGUUUUUGUCUGGUUUUUUACACUGGGAUUUCUGCUCUAGGUGAGUUAAACCCCUCCUGUUGUAAUUGGAUGUUCUCUGUAUUGGAAUUUUCUACAGGGAAUUUCUGUAGGAAAUUCUAUAGAGAAUUCUGCAGGAAGUUUUUAUUGAUUAAUUGAGCGAAUUAAUGGAAAAGUUGCUUUACCAAACGUCUCGCCGAACGUCCAUUGGUGUCAUUCCAAGGGAUUUCAUAUCGGGAAAUUCCACGGCUUCACUUUUCCUGCUGAAAAAGUCCAAAAAAUAAAAUGAAAAACCCCAAAUUUACCACAAAACAGCCGAUCCACGGGAUUUCCCCAUGGGAAUUCAAGGGGGUUUGUGCCACUCUGGUGCUGUUCUCAGAGUCCAACCCUUUCAGUUGAGAUUUUAUCAAAGAAAAUAAAA
Molecule: messenger RNA, 1796 nt
Organism: Zonotrichia leucophrys gambelii
Lineage: Eukaryota; Metazoa; Chordata; Aves; Passeriformes; Passerellidae
Product: pre-B-cell leukemia transcription factor 3-like
Exons: 8
Coding region: 23-1075 (350 amino acids)
Biological process (GO): eye development; regulation of transcription by RNA polymerase II; neuron development
Cellular component (GO): nucleus
Molecular function (GO): DNA-binding transcription factor activity; RNA polymerase II cis-regulatory region sequence-specific DNA binding
Source: RefSeq, a predicted model, not a curated record